GUCACUGCUAACGACGAAGCUGCUGGGACUGAAGUGGUUUUGAGUGUUUCCUGUGUGUUGUCACAGUCAGUGUGGAUAUCAGAAGCAAAAGCCCAGUUUUUUUUCAGGUUUCCAGGAGCUGUGUUGUUUUUCUUGUGCAAAGAAAUGUUGAAUCACUGUGAUUUUUGAUGUUCUGCACACUGCAGCCCAUGCAGAUCCUGUUUAGCUCUAACUUUUCAGAAGUAUUUUUUUAUUGGUGUACUGUAGGUGCUUAACCACAGGGUUCAAUUCUGAUUGUGUCUGGAGCACUGUGUCUAUUGUGAUGCAUUGCAAUUGUUCCAAAAUCCAGCAAUCAGUUGUGUGCAUGUCUGGGUUUGGAGCCUACUCAAUUAAUAUCCAUAAUGUCUUAGCUGUGUGAUAACAGAGUUUAUUGUGCAUAGCACAAAGGUUUUGCAUGUAUUGUGUUUCUUCCCGUCAGAAAAUGCCUGCAUAUUUGCAAGAUUGCCGAUCUGCGUGGGUUGAAUAUUGGACUUGCUAAAUUGAUUGGUUUAUGGUCCUAUUGUAUUGACUCUCAAACACAUUCUGCAGUGUCUGCAUGUAUAGUAGUGAGAGCUGGAAAGGAAACCAUGUUGGUUUGCGUGCAUGGUUUGUGACCACAUCGGUUUGAAAGAGGGUUUCACAGUGCUCACACUGAUAUACCAUGUUCCCCCAGUCAGGAGGACCUGAGAAAAACACUGAGGCGUAGCUGGGGGCGGGACGAGAUUCCCCAAGCUCGCUGUGAUUGGAUACCAGCCGGCUAAGAUGCCUCAGGGUUGUUGUGAUUGGCUGAAGAAGAACAGAGCAGCUGAUCAGGGCGUUAGCAGGGCUGUCCCUGCUGUAGGGUCUCUGCAGGGCUGUCCAGUCCUGGUCCUGGAGGUACCGGUCAGUGUGUCUGCAGGGCUGUCCAGUCCUGGCCCUAGAGGUACUGGCCAGUAUCUCUGCAGGCUAUCUAGUCCAGGUCAUGGAGGGACUGGUCAGUAGUAUCUAAAGGGCUGUCCAGUCCUGGUUCUAAAGAGCCAGUCAUUGUCUGUACAGGGCUGUCCAGUCCUGGUCCUGGAGCGUCGGUCAGUGUCUGUGGACUUUCUAAGUCUCUUUAAAGUAGCAUCACCUUGAAGAUUUGAGAGAAGCUGCUGAACUGAUACAGUUAAAGCAAUAAUGAGUUGCAUUUAUAAUUCUGAAUAUUUUCCAGGCUGACUCAGGACUGGUGGUCAGGCUGGUAGAUGAAGUGUGCUGGUUACAGCAGUAGCGGGGGAGUGUCUGUUGUCAGCAUGUGCCUCUCUUUCAGUAGGAGCUCCUCUUUGUCCAAAUCCGAUUGCGUUUGUGGUUUGAAGAGGAACCUGUUCUUCCCUUGUCAAAGCAAAAAAACUUUCAAACUGACAACUUUCUAACAAAAUGCAACUUGCAGAGGGAUGUGAAACUCUGGCGUUUUCACAGAUAAAGAUGCUAUGGUUUAUCAGACAGCUUCUGCAAUAUGCCAGGGUGAACGUGAUGAUGAAAUCAUGCAUUUGUGUUUAUCUGUUGCAUACAAAAUGGGAGCUCCAUGCACAGAAUUGAAGAAGAGAAUGAAGUUUAAGGUUUUGGAAGGCGGUCUGGAAUGGACUGGCAAGUCUUGAGACACUCUUCCUGUGUCGGGUAAGAAUUAUGACUAUUGCCCUCCAGUUAGAGACUAAAAUCAGUGCAAUAGAUACAGUAUACAGUAUACAGUAUAAUAGUAUUGUAAUGAACAACAGGUGGGGAUCUGGCAGACGGGGAGUUUUGUGGGUCUGUGAUACAAUGUUUUGGAAUGAUCUGGAUCUGUUGGCUGAAGAUGAAGGCUUGCUGCUACGUGCUGGGUAAAUACAUAACUGGUUUCUCUGCCAUCAUGUAAGAGCUUGUUGAAACUCUCUCUGUCCCUUGAAAACUGCUCUGAGUGUCUUCCCAGUAACCGAAACAACCCCCUUGAACAGGGCUAAUGAGGAACAAAGGAUAGUGUCCUUUUUAUUGGCUGCCUGAUGGUGUUACUGUAUAAUCUACCCUCUGGAGAGAGGGAGAUUCUCAGUAUCACAGACUCAGAUCUGCUGUUUUCUGAAUACCUUCAGGUGUCUUGCACAAAAAGGAAGAGGUCUGGUCUUGUAGAGGGUUAACAACUUUCUGAGCUCAUGCACAGGUGGGGGAGCUCUCUGGGUGGAGCUGUCAUGCAUGUGGGUGAGGCUCACUCACAUGGUGCAGAGUUCUCUCACAAGAGGGUUGGGUUAGGGUUAGGGUUGGGUUUGUUCACAAAUGGGUGGAGCUCUCACAAAAGGGUGGGACAGACACAAAGGGGUGGGGCUAGUUCAGUAAUUCGUGGGGCUUUCACACAGGGGUGGGACAGUCACACAAAGGGGUGGGGCAACAUCAGCAAUGGGUGUGGCAGUCACACAAAGGGGUGGGGCUAGAUCAGCAAUGGGUGGGGCAGUCACAUGAAGAGGUGGGGCUAGUUUAGCAAUGGGUGUGGGCUUUCACACAGGGGUGGGGCUGUCUUACAGACAGCAGUGGUGCUCUGGACAUGUAUAGAGGAACAGGACUUUGUUCUGGCAGCUGUUGCUUCACACUGCUUCCCUGGUUCCUGGAAAAAAAAAAACAGAAGUUAAAACCAGACUGUUGAUGAAGUGAAGUGUUUUCAUAUUGCAUCUCCAAAGCUGUUAGUAGGUCAGCAGAACAGUGUGAACAGAGCUGUGUCUCUUCACUGACCUGAGUGAGCAACUGGACAGGACUGAGAGACUCUUCUCCCGGGUCUCUGCCUGAUCCCCUGUGUGACUGAGCUCGGACUCCCAGCAGCAGGAGAGAAGAGAAGCUGCAGCCAUGGGUGUUGAAGACUCCCUCCGCUCAUGGGGGGCGACUCUGCUAAUCCUGCCUGCAACCAUACGUGUAUCAACUGUGGAAGAUCUGUCCAUCCUGCGUAAGCAGCAGGAGGGAAGAGAAGCUGCAGCCAUGGGUGUUGAAGACUCCCUCUGCUCAUGGGGGGCGACUCUGCUAAUCCUGCCUGGUGUCCUCUGUGGCCCGUGGGCUGUGUGGUAUCCAGAGAGACCUGUCUGUGCUGUGAGAGGCUCCUCUGUGGUCUUUAACUGUUCCUAUGACUAUCCCAACACCUUUACACAGUAUUCUACACAGUAUAGAGAGUAUAAACUCCAAGUGACAACAGUGAUGUGGUGUUAUAAUGAUAAAGACUGUAUUCCAGAGCCUAAUACAGUCACAUACAUUUACCACAGUGGACACGGUUUUAACUACAGGGGCAGAGUAGAGUAUCUGGGGGACAAACAGAAGACCUGCACUGUGAAGAUAAAGGAUAUAAGAACAUCUGACCAGGGGACAUAUAGAUUCAGAUUUGAAACCAAUGAUCCUGAAGGUAAAUGGGCUGGUGAUCCUGGAGUGAGUCUCUCAGUAACGGAAUUCAAGGUGUGGAGGAGCCCAUCAGGGGAGACUGCAGCAGUGAGAGAAGGAGACAGUGUGACCCUGACCUGUGACACAGUGAGCUGCUCUCCAGCACAGACACAGCUCACCUGGUUUAAGAAUGACCAGCCCCUCCCACACACACAGACAGCAGCAAACACACUUCACUUCAAUCCUGUUUCCUCUGGACACUCUGGACUUUACUCCUGUGCUCCUAGAGACACUACAGGCAGCAGAUCUCCACCGUUCCCUCUGGAUGUUCAGUAUGCCCCCAAGAGCACAUCAGUGUCCAUCAGCCCCUCUGGUGAAAUAGCAGAAGGCAGUUCUGUCACCCUGACCUGCAGCAGCUCUGCAAACCCUCCAGUGAAGAACUACAGCUGGUUUAAAGGAAACAGGAACUUUGUUUUGCAGGAAAAAACAAAACUGCACUCUUUUCUAAAAAUAUCCCCAAAUGACAGCGGACAGUAUUUCUGUGUAACAAACAACAGCCUUGGAGAAAAGCAAAGUGCACCAAUACAGCUUGAUGUCAAAUAUGCCCCCAGGAGCACCUCAGUGUCCAUCAGCCCCUCUGGUGAAAUAGCAGAAGGCAGUUCUGUCACCCUGACCUGCAGCAGCUCUGCAAAC
This is a messenger RNA of Lepisosteus oculatus (spotted gar), 4050 nucleotides long. NCBI's taxonomy places the organism in Eukaryota, Metazoa, Chordata, Actinopteri, Semionotiformes, Lepisosteidae. The record is from RefSeq and is a predicted model, not a curated record.